AUGGUUACAGGUGAAUAUGAAUUAACUGAAUUAGUGGGAAUUAGUGGGACACAUUUGGAGGUCAAAGAUACAAAAGGUCAUAUAUUGUACAACAAAGAGAACGCUAUAAAAGGAAAAUUUGCAUUUACAACUGAAGAAUAUGACAUAUUUGAAGUGUGUUUUGAAACAAAAAUGCCUGAUAGUCAAAAACAUCAUUUAUCCGCAGAACAUACAACAAAAGAAGUAACAUUGAGGAUGAAACAUGGUAUUGAAACAAAAGACUAUGAUGCGUUAGCCAAAGCCAACAAAUUAAAACCAUUAGAAGUGGAAUUAAGUCGAUUAGAAGAUUUAUCAUCGGCUAUAGUUAGUGAUUUUGCCUAUAUGAAACUCCGUGAAGAAGAAAUGCGUAAUACAAAUGAAUCAACAAACAAUAAAGUUUUAUAUUUCAGUAUAUUUUCAAUGUGUUGUCUAAUGAGUCUUGCUGUAUGGCAAGUACUCUAUUUAAGAAGAUAUUUUAAAGCAAAAAAAUUAAUUGAUUAA
Messenger RNA from Didymodactylos carnosus, 519 nucleotides. The record is from the annotation of a GenBank genome assembly. Lineage: Eukaryota; Metazoa; Rotifera; Eurotatoria; Philodinida; Philodinidae.